Colletotrichum truncatum is the source of this 1611-nucleotide messenger RNA. NCBI's taxonomy places the organism in Eukaryota, Fungi, Ascomycota, Sordariomycetes, Glomerellales, Glomerellaceae. The record is from RefSeq and is a predicted model, not a curated record.
AUGGCGGACACCAAGACUGAGCCGACGGUUCAGCAUGACGACAAACAACGUUCCGAGACUGUCGAAGACAUGACCUCUGCGGCUACGGCCGCACUGCCGCAGACGGAGGUCAACGACAAACUCAGGUUUGCCGACUUCUGGGAUAACAAGCGUGUCUUGGGAUUCUGCCUCUUGAUUUAUCUUUUGCCCAUCAAUUUCGGUUACGAGGUCACCACCAUCGGAAAGCUUCUUGCCGUCACCCCUUUCGCGCAACGGUUCGGCCACGAGGUCAAUGGAAAAUGGGUCGUCGCAGCCAAAGACCAGCAGAUUCUCAACGCCGGCGGCACCAUCGGUAUCUUCGUCUCAGCUUUCGCAACGGGUAUUAUCAGCGAUUACAUCGGUCGCAAACGGACUAUCAUUAUUGCUUGUAUCAUCUGCUGCGGCGGCAUCAUCCUUCAAUACUUCAGCACAACCGUGCUCAUGCUCUUUGGCGGCAAGACUGUUGCUACGUUUGGGUUCGGAUUGGGCCAUUCUCUGGGCCCUGUUUUUGUCGCCGAAUUGGCCCCGGUCAAAAUGCGUGGUGUGUGCCUGGUGCUGGUCAACACCAUGAUCACCAUUGGCCAGUGGCUUAACUCUGUGACGGUCUUGGGAAGCGACCACUACCACAAUGACCUGUCUUGGAGGAUCCCUCUUAUCACUCAGCUUAUUCCUCCUGGCCUGCUUCUCCUUGGUCUGCCGUUCCUUCCUGAAUCUCCUAGUUGGCUUCUUAUCAAGGGUCGCCGGGAGGACGCUGCGAAGUCUUUCCGACGAUUCAACGGACCCAAGUUCGACGUUGAUGCUGCCAUGGCUGUAGCGACAAUUGCAAUUGCAAAGGAGCAGGAAGCCAAGAAAGAGCAAGAGUCUAGCCGCUGGCUUGACUGUUUCAGGGGCACGAACGGUCGCCGAACCCUCAUCAUCGUCAUGGUCUACCUGUCCCAGCAGUUCAUUGGUGUGAAUUUUGUCAGCGGAUAUUUGACCUACUACUUCCGUCUCGCAGGCGUCAACAACCCAUUGGCCAUUGCCCAAGCGGCGUAUGCCAUUCAACUUGUCGGUAACAUGACAUCAUGGCCGUUGGUCGAUCGAUACGGACGACGUCCUCUGAUUGUAGGCGGUGUAUUUGUCAUGACUGCUCUCCUACUCCUUAUCGGAGGCAUCAGCACCAUCGGCACCGCGGCCUCUCUUUCGGCGACAGUCGCUUUCAUGGUUAUCUGGGGCUACUUGUACCAGGCAACUCUGGGUGCCGUUGCUUAUUCUGUUGGUGGAGAAACUGCUAGUGUGCAACUCCGGCAAAAAACCUACAGUAUCAACAUUAUGUGCUCGACGGCGGCAUCUUGUUUGGUGCAACAGGUGAUGCCCUACCUCAUCAACACGGAUCAAGCCAACUUGGGGGGCAAAAUCUGCUUCAUUUUCUUUGGCCUGUCUCUGCCAAUGUGCGCCUGGCUCUACUUCUACUUCCCCGAGAUGAAGGGUCGCAAUUAUGCUGAAAUCCAGGAAAUGUUCAGCAAUAAGGUGCCGGCCCGCAAGUUCAAGACGUAUGUGUGCGAAGUAAGCACUGGGGGUCUUGAGGAGAAGAAGCUGCAGGAGGAAGCAUGA